Molecule: messenger RNA, 1620 nt
Organism: Spea bombifrons (plains spadefoot toad)
Lineage: Eukaryota; Metazoa; Chordata; Amphibia; Anura; Pelobatidae
Product: endophilin-B2
Exons: 12
Coding region: 77-1264 (395 amino acids)
Biological process (GO): membrane organization
Cellular component (GO): membrane; cytoplasm
Molecular function (GO): protein binding
Source: RefSeq, a predicted model, not a curated record
CGUGGGUGGGAAGGAUCUGGGAUCCCGUGCAGCUGAUGCCUGGCACACGGCUCGCUUGGACCCCGCUGCCACCAACAUGGAUUUCAAUGUGAAGAAGCUGGCCUCGGAUGCAGGGGUUUUCUUCACCAGGGCUGUGCAGUUCACGGAGGAGAAGUUGGGUCAAGCGGAGAAGACAGAGUUGGAUGCCCAUUUUGAAAAUCUCUUAUCCAGAGCUGACAGCACCAAGAAUUGGACCGAGAAGAUCAUGCGUCAGACUGAGGUCCUCCUGCAGCCCAACCCAAGCGCGCGAGUAGAAGAGUUUUUGUAUGAGAAGCUAGAUCGGAAGGUCCCGUCCAGAGUGACCAACGCGGAACUGCUGGGUCAGUACAUGACGGAAGCCGCCAAUGAGUUUGGACCAGGGUCUCCUUAUGGACAAACGCUCAUCAAAGUGGGCGAAACGCAGAAGAAACUUGGAGCUGCGGAACGCGACUUCAUGCACUCUUCCGCAAUCAACUUCCUGACCCCGUUGCGCAAUUUCCUGGAAGGGGAUUGGAGGACUAUUUCCAAGGAAAGGCGAAUCCUGCAGAACCGACGCUUAGACCUGGACGCCUGCAAAGCGCGCCUGAAGAAGGCUAAGGCAGCCGAAGCGAAGGCCACGGCUUUGCCUGAUUUUCAGGAGACCCGACCUCGUAAUUUCGUAUUGUCGGCCAGUGCGUCAGCGCUUUGGAGUGACGAGGUGGACAAGGCCGAACAUGAACUGCGCGUAGCACAAACAGAGUUUGAUCGCCAGGCGGAGGUGACCAGGCUGCUUUUGGAAGGGAUCAGCAGUACCCAUGUGAAUCAUCUCCGCUGCCUGCAUGAGUUUGCCGAGGCCCAGGCCACGUACUACGCUCAGUGUUACCAGUACAUGGUCGACCUGCAGAAACAGCUGGGCAGUUCCAGAAGUGAGGGGUUCCCCGCCACGCUUGUUGUGAAUGCAGAUUCUACCCCUCCGCCUCUCAGUACCUCUCCACCACCCGCUACGCUUCCCGUGCUCCAGGCCGUCAGUCCCAAUCCAGGGGACGGGACGCUGAACGCUAUCGAUGUGAAGCCCCCUUCAAGCGGCACCAGGAAAGCUCGAGUUCUCUACGAUUACGAAGCUGCAGACAGCACCGAGCUGACACUCGCGGCGGACGAGCUAAUCACCGUGUACAGUCUCCCCGGUAUGGAUCCAGACUGGCUGGUGGGUGAGAGGGGAAACAAGAAGGGUAAAGUACCAGUUACUUACCUGGAGCUCCUUAGCUAGACCCGACUCCACCAGGACAGCAAACUUCUCAAACAAGCCAAUGUCUCCGGAGGGCUGAUUGUUUGCUAGAUGCUGCUGCUUCGUUUGGUUUUCUUCCCGUCUUACAGACUGAAGCUGCACACGUCACCCCUUAUUUCUCGCAAGUUGCCCUUUUUUUUUUUAUUGAAUGUCACCCUUACGUUGCAGGAUGGGUCUUUGGCGUUUUUGCCGGCCUCUCCUGCACCUAAGGCGUUGCGUCUCUCCUGUUACGUUUUCAUACCACGUCCCACUCCUGAGAACCCCCGUGUCGCUGUCUUUCCGGUGACCAAAUCUGCUUGCACUAACGUUUAAAACGCAAAGACUUCUAAUAUUUUCUU